Pogona vitticeps (central bearded dragon) is the source of this 2403-nucleotide messenger RNA. It is a transcript of the gene TMEM220, whose product is annotated as transmembrane protein 220. The record is from RefSeq and is a predicted model, not a curated record. Lineage: Eukaryota; Metazoa; Chordata; Lepidosauria; Squamata; Agamidae.
CCGAGGGGGGAGCGGCGCGUCCGCCACUUGCCCGCGGCGUGGGUGGCUGAGUCGCUGAACUUUUCCCGCCCAGAAGGCGGGAGGAACCGAGGGGCUCUCCUGCCCCUCGGUGGGAAAUGGGGAAGCCGCGGGGCGAGCGGUGGGUUUUGUAGGCAGGGGCUGAGCUUGAGGCGGAAGAGGAGGCCUCGGGAGAAAGCGCCCGGCCCAGGGGCAAAGGCCGCCAUGGAGGAGUCCCGCCGUGGGGAUGGCGCGCCUGUGAAGACGCGGGAGCCCAUGUCCUCCUCCUCCUCCUCCUCGGGGGCCAGUCGACUGUGGAGGCUCAGCAACCUGCUCAUGGCCCUCUUCUUCGGGCUAGCCGGGGCCGUGCAGGUCAAUGAUCCUGAUCCUGGACUUUGGAUAGUUGUGUACUCUGUGCCUGCAGCUCUCACAUUGGUUGUUUGCCUCAACCCACCAAUUGCAGAUAACAUUGUGUGGAGGAGUGUGUCAGAUCUACAUUCAGCUGCUUGUGUUAUGGGCUCUGCCAUCUUGGGGUGGUCUUUGUUUGCUAAUGCACAAAACAAUAUCUUGCAUGAGGAGGAAGGCAGGGAGCUAUUUGGGCUGGUGAUUGUUACAGUCUGGAUGAGCCUUUGUCGUAGUUCAGCCAAAAACUCCCUGGGUGGAAUUCGCUUGGUCCUUGCGAUUUCUCUCUCCCUUAUUCCAUUCGUAAUGUGGCUGUACAUCUACAUGAAUGCAGAGAUGCGAGCAUCUUGGCCAUCUCAUUGUAAAACAGUUAUUUAGGAUAAUGGAAUGAACCCUUACUCUUCUGCUGAUCAGUUCUCAAUUACUGAUUCUUUAGUAAUCCCCAAUCAACAGCCACAUCUGUGUCUCAGAUAAUUUAAAACUAGUCUCCAAGAUAAUUUGAUUUAUCUCUUCUCUUACCAAAGACUAGAUGGGGGAACAAUCAGCGGGAAAGAUUACAGAUUGUGAUCUAGAUUUCAGGAACAUAAUAAAAAUGCCUUAAAGUGAGGUGCAUGCCCAUGUAUGUACAGUGGAUUGUAUUGAAUGAAACAGGAUGCUGUGGGGACAGCUGAAGUUAAGCGGUGGUUUGAGCUUCAUGCUGAAACUAUUGAGGCUGAAGAAGGACAAUGAGGUAUAAAUGGACAGCGAUGGCUAUGCAUGUUCAGAGAAUGGAAAUAAAAUUGCCAGUAAUCAGAGAAAGAUGCCUUUCAAUGGUAUCUGCAGUCUUUUGCUGUGACAUUUAUUCCAGUUACACAUUGCAUCUGCGUCUUCUGCACAGCAGAUUUUAAUCUACAGAAUGUCACAUUUGAUGCAUUUUUCAUUUAUUUAGUCAUAAGUAAACAUUUGAUGUAUGGUAUUGGACCAGGGUAAUUUUUGAUAUGGUGAUGGGCCCAGUUGUCUCUUUUAAGACAUGACCAUGGAAACUGAUGCAACUUCAGACUUAAUCAUAUGCAGACAUGAUAGGAUUUUGGAGGGCUACUAGUGCUUUAGUCAAAUAACGCUUUCACCCCAUUGGAUAUACAUGAAAUCUGAGAUCUUUAAUAGAAUCGAUAACACAAGACAGCAGUGGGCAGACUUUAUAAUGUGGGGCCUGCAUUGUUCUUUGGUCAACUGUCAGCUCCACCAGCCAGAGCCAAGGGCAAAAUAAUGGUAGAGAUGGGCUGAGAAAGAUAAGAGAAUUAAGAGCCACUGUGCUUCUAAGCACAUGCUUAAUCUGGAAGUUUGUUUUUGAAGCAGAAAUUAAUUUAGUCACUUCUGGUGCCACCCUUUCCCCAAUUUCAACUUCCUAACGCAGUGUAUGUGGAGACUUUAAAACAUUCAAUGUACCAAAUAUACAUUUUGCUCUGGUCACUGUUCAACAUUUGGGAAUCAGAACUUCUGGUAUAAUGAAAAUCCAAGAUUUACUUAGUAGGUCUCAAUCUGCUUUCCACCCAUCCUGAGGCACCCCAGCCCUUAGGUAUAUGUACUGCUGCCCACCCCACCCCUCCCUUACUCUCGAGACUCUUUUCUUGCUGUACUACAUAAUUAAGAGUUUCCUAAUUCUAAAAUUCAUGUUUUCACACUGUUGAAAUCCUAUGUGAAAACUAAAUAUGGAAACAGAUGAAGAUGUUAUGGUGAAUAGGCUCAAUACUCAUUGAUCUGCUCUUUGCAAAUAUGGUUCCCUUUACAGUUUGUAAAAAUAUAUUUUUGUAUUUCUGCCAAAAAUAAAAAAUAUGGACAAAAUGUAAUUUGUUGUUUAAGGAAUUUUCUUUUUCAGCAAAAGUUACAGUGUAACUUGAAGAGAGCAACAAAGAUAAAAAGGUGGGAGAGGGAUGAAAUUCAUAUUCACUGAUGGAACUGACUAGUCCCGUUCCUAUGGUAGUUAUUGGUUACUAAUGCAACAGAAGGACAAUGAAUAAAAACAUU